GAAACGGGAAUUGGUUCGGUUCGGUUCGCUAAAUGGACACGCCAAAGCAUUUGGCAAUUAUGUAAAGUGUCUGCGCAACAAUUUGCAAACCGAAAAUGAAUAAAAUCGUGGUUCCAUAACCAAAAACGAAACUCAAAACUGCAAAAAUACAACAAGAACAAAAAGUGGAUAACAAAAUAAGUGCAAAGCAAGCGAAAUCAAGAACGAGUAUUCUUCAAAAGUGCUAACAAUUACAAACAAUUUGCGUUUACCAGAGACACAAACUUGAAUGUCACACAAAAUGUUGCAAGUGCCGGGAGCAACAUUAUUGUUGUUGCUACUGUUGGCAGCAGCUGCAGCUGCUGCAGGCAGCGGCGAUACAACACCCAUCACCAUCGUGGAACGGCAAAUUGAUGCCAGUCUGAAGAAUGCCAAGCUGAUUGAGAGCAGAGUGCUGCCCGAAUUGAUUGGACUGCAGCGCAACCAGGAAGAUGACAAGUGGCACCACAUCACCCGGUUUAUCGACGAUGGCUUUCCCGUUUUGGAGCUAUACGGCUACAAGAUAAAGUCAGCUACGCCAUAUACAAUGAUAAUACCGAAAAUUGAUGUGCGAACAAUUGAGAAGCCACGUUUGAAGGAAUUCAUGUUGGAGCACUUGGUGCCCGGCAAGGUCUUUGAUAGCUACAAUACGCUGGCCAAUGGCAGGGAGGAGGAGGAGUCGUUUGGUAAUGGUAAUGGACAUAAAAUCGUUUUUCGUAAAUUGGAAAAGUCCCACAACAAUGUUUGGCUACUCAACGGCCAACAAAUACUCUACAAGCUACGUAUCAAUGAGCAUUUGAUGGCCAUUGGAAUUGAUGGAUAUUUGGGUGAUAGAAAAUCGCCCUACUCCAAGCGUAACAUACAGGAAAUGAGCAAGCUCAGGCGAAAAGUUUUCUGCUCCAACUUUUGCACACACUUCCUAACAUGUACACCCCUCUAUCUGGCACUGUCCCUAACAAUCUCUCCUUACCCCAUCCUAUGGUGCAGCCGCUACAAUGACCCACAGCCGCUGGAGCAGCCAAAUAUAACGAAUGCCCAUGCCAAAGUGGAGCCCAUUAUUAAGGAAUCGAAAUCGAGUCCAUUGAUGUCAUUUCUGGCCAACAUGAAGACGGGCACAAAAGUCUUUCAGCACUUUCUAUCCAAAUCGAAUCUGACACGCAUUAUGGAUGAUAAUGCGUAUACGGUUCUAAUACCAUCGGACAAUGCCUUUCAACGUUGGCAUCCCAUCGAUUGGGGCUUCUAUCCGUUCAGUGUGCCCGAGUUUACCGAGAGCGUAUUACGCAAUCACUUCCUGCCCAUGCAGCGACCAUUGCGUAUGUCCGAUGUCAAGAAUAUGGACCAAAUGGUCGUUCACACCAUGGGCGGCGAGGAUGUCAUCUUCCACGGACAACCCACGCCCACGGUGAAUAACGUGAGCAUCAUGUCGGAUUACACACUCUCCAAUGGCAAUCAGGUGUUUAUCAUAUCCGAGGUCCUAUUUGUCUCCGAGGCUGUGGUUUCCAAAUUGCAUCAGAUGCACAAGGAUAAGGAGACACCGCCACUUUUGGCCUUUCCCUGGUUCGGUGCACAAUUUCUAUCGCACUCGUUUCUGGCCUUGGAGCGCGAUUCAAGAUUUACACAAAUUACAAGAUAUUUAAAUAAUGCAGAAAUCGCACCACACAUUUCCGGGGCAAAUUACACAUUCUUUGUGCCCGAAGACAAGGCGUUCGAGAAACUCGGCUUCGACAGGCUAUCCGACGAUGCAAUGGCUUCGCAGCGCGGCAUUAAAAUGCUAUUGAAUCACUUUGUGCGCGGACGACUCUACAAUCGAGAUCUGAGGGACAAUGAGGUGUUCGAGACGAUUGGCGGUGGACAUAUCAAGAUCACCCGUAAUCCGGGCAGCAACUAUACGAGUGUGAACAAUGCACAGAUCACGGAGAGCGAGGUGUUUGUCUACAAUCUGGGCACCAUGUACUACAUCGACGACAUACUCUAUUCACAUAUGCUGCGCGAUCAUAUCACCAAAUCGACCAAAACGAGAUCAGAUCGAGACCCAACCGGCGGAGGCUAUCGCAGCACCCAGCGACCCGAUGUCGAGAUUGUGCCCAAUGAAUUCGAGAGUGAACACAACGGCGGCGACUAUGCGAUCCAUGGUGAUGAUGAUGACUUCGAGGAUGAGAUAAUAACGCCCAAAGCAUUGCCCGUCCAGAUCUAUGAGUUGCCCAAGUAGAUGAUGAUGAUGAUGAUGAACAAAACACACAUAUACAAAAGCAACCAGAGUUUUUUGGAGUUGGAGCAGGAGCAGUUUUUGGGGGGGUCCGCAAACAUUUUUUGAUAUGUGUGGGUUUUUUUGGUCUAGGUGAGUGUGUGAGGGACGCGCUUAAAGCGUUUUUGUAUAGUUCUGAGCUAAUUUUGUAACGAAUUUUUUUUAGUUAGUUAUUAGUUUUCUGCGUGUGUACAUUUUAAGUUAGCGUUCGAAACGAGGCGGUGAAACGAAGUAUACUACAACAACCACAACAAAAGAAAUGAAAACAAAAGCAACAAAAAAAAAAAAAGAAAAGAAACAAAAAAACAAUGACAAGAAAUAUAUAUAUAUAUAUAAACCUUAUACUAAAGAACUUAUCAGCAAUUACAGUGAAGCUUGUAGAACAACGUAGCGACAAAUUGCAACUAAAAUACAAAAAAAAGAAAAAAAACGAAAACUUAG
Molecule: messenger RNA, 2704 nt
Organism: Drosophila grimshawi
Lineage: Eukaryota; Metazoa; Arthropoda; Insecta; Diptera; Drosophilidae
Exons: 8
Coding region: 269-2227 (652 amino acids)
Biological process (GO): cell adhesion; extracellular matrix organization
Cellular component (GO): extracellular matrix
Molecular function (GO): cell adhesion molecule binding
Source: RefSeq, a predicted model, not a curated record